UUCGCGCCACCAUUCGAUCGUCGUCGCUGCAUCAACAUGGCAGGUUCCGUCGACAACUACCUGGAGCGCAUCUUGACGGCCCGUGUAUACGACGUUGCCGUCGAGACGUCCCUGGAUGCCAUGCCGAGUCUGUCGGCGCGGACGGGUAACACCGUCCUGCUGAAACGAGAAGACACACAGCCCGUGUUCAGUUUCAAGUUGCGUGGCGCGUACAACUGCAUGGUGCAGCUGACGGAGGAACAGCGCGCGAAGGGAGUUGUUGCUGCGUCGGCGGGGAACCAUGCACAGGGAGUUGCCCUUGCCGCGAAGAAAUUGGGGUGUGUUGCGACCAUCGUGAUGCCUGUCACGACACCCCAGAUCAAAAUCAGCGCCGUCGAGCGCAACGGAGGCAUUGUCGUCUUGCACGGAGACUCCUACUCGGAUGCAUACGCCCAUUCGAUGUCGAUCGUGGCGACCACAGGCGGCACGUUUGUGCAUCCGUACGACGACCCGGACGUGAUCGCGGGGCAAGGCACGAUUGGGAUGGAGCUGCUCCGACAGCGCCACGACCUGGACGCGGUCUUCGUGCCCAUUGGCGGUGGUGGACUGGCGGCGGGCGUUGCGGCAUAUGUCAAACGCCUACGGCCACAUGUAAAAGUGAUCGGUGUCGAGCCCGUGGACGCCGCGACGAUGCAUGACUCGAUCGCCGCGGGAAUGCGCAUUGAGUUGCCGACAGUGGGUUUAUUUGCGGAUGGCGUGGCGGUCAAGCAAGUGGGGGAAGAAACGUUCCGGUUGUGUCGCCACCUGCUCGACGAAGUCAUCUUGGUCGACACGGACGCGAUGUGCGCCGCCAUCAAGGACGUGUUCGAGGCGACCCGCAGCAUCCUGGAAGCGGCUGGUGCGCUGUCGCUGGCAGGGCUCAAAGCGUGGGUCGCGCGAGAAGGCGCGACCGGGAAGAAGCUCGUGGCGAUUGCGAGUGGGGCCAACAUGAACUUUGACAGACUGCGGCACGUGUCGGAACGUGCCGAACUCGGGGAAGCCCGCGAGGCGAUCUUGGCCGUGACCAUUCCAGAAGUGCCCGGGAGCCUCAAGCGGUUUUGCCACGACUUUCUCGAGCACCGCGCGAUUACCGAGUUCAACUACAGGUACAGCGACGCGACGAGAGCGCACAUUUUCGUGGGGUUGCAAACCACAAGCCGCAGCGAAGUGCAUGGCCUUGUGGACACACUCAACGCCGCCUCGUUUGCCACCAUCGACUUGACCGACAAUGAGCUCGCCAAGGAGCACGUGCGACACAUGGUUGGCGGCCCCGCGCCGCGCUCGGCCACGUCGGUCCGCGAGAAGCUGUACCGAUUUGUCUUUCCCGAACGCCCGGGGGCCCUCGCCUACUUUCUCGACAGCAUGGGCGACCACAACUGGAACAUUAGUUUAUUCCACUACCGCAACCACGGCGCCGACUACGGCCGGGUCCUUGUCGGGAUGCAAGUUGCGCCGGCAGACGACGACGCGUUCGACGAGUUCCUCGACGGCGUCGGCUACGACUGGUUCGACGAGCAAGACAAUCCAGUGUACAAGCUGUUUUUGGACUCGCGCCAUGAAACACUGUAAUCGUUUUCAACCUCUAUUCCUCGAGUAGUUUGUGUCAGAGUUUGAGCGACGCAAACACGCCGCGGUCCAUCGCGACAAGGGCGUGCGGCGUGUCAAAGGCGGCGACGGACCCGUCGUGGAGCACGAGGAUGCGAUCGCUGUCGAGGAUCGUGUCGAGG
Aphanomyces invadans is the source of this 1745-nucleotide messenger RNA. RefSeq names its product threonine ammonia-lyase, biosynthetic. Gene Ontology annotation, biological process: L-threonine catabolic process. Lineage: Eukaryota; Oomycota; Saprolegniomycetes; Saprolegniales; Verrucalvaceae. Gene Ontology annotation, molecular function: threonine deaminase activity; pyridoxal phosphate binding. The record is from RefSeq and is a predicted model, not a curated record. The coding region runs from base 37 to 1587 and encodes 516 amino acids. The transcript has a single exon.